Messenger RNA from Caenorhabditis bovis, 1167 nucleotides. NCBI's taxonomy places the organism in Eukaryota, Metazoa, Nematoda, Chromadorea, Rhabditida, Rhabditidae. The record is from the annotation of a GenBank genome assembly.
AUGUAUGACUAUAUUUGGGUAUUUUCAUCCCUUAUAAUUGGCUACUUUCUUUUGCGUCGUCUUAUUCUGGAGCACAUUUAUGUCGAAAAACGAGGGAAAUAUGUUUUGGUGACCGGUUGUGAUAGCGGUUUCGGACGAUUAUUGGCGAUGAACCUUCUCGCGAAUGGAGUUAAUGUGUUUGCUGGCUGCUUCACAAAAAAUGGUAUUGACAGUUUGAAAUCGUCACAUUCUACUAUGCAAAAAGCAUGUGGAAAACUUUUCACAUUUGAUUUGGAUGUUACUAGUGAUGAGAGUGUACUGAAAGCCAAAAGCUAUGUGAAGAUGGUCUUACAUGACGAGAAAUCGGAACUCUGGGCUCUUGUGAAUAAUGCAGGCGUUUUCUCAAUAUUCGGCCCAGAUGAUUGGUGCGGAACGAAAGAAUACACAACUUCUCUCAACGUAAACACCCUCGGAGCCAUCCGAAUGUGUCACGCAUUUGUCCCAUUUCUCAAGAGAAGUGGCGGUCGAAUCGUGACGAUGGGCUCGACCGCCGGACGUCUUCAUGGUCUCUACGUGGCGCCUUAUGUGACCGCCAAGUUUGCCGUAGAAGGUUAUAUGGAUUGUCUUCGACUGGAACUUCGCAAAUACGGAGUCUCUGUUCAUAUACUGGAGCCGGGAGCAUUCAAAACAGAGCUCUUAAACAACGAGGCACAGAAAAAAAGAAUCGAAAGCAUCUGGAGCUCACUUUCAAUGGAAACUAAACUGGAGUAUGGCGAGGAAUACAAGCAUAAUUUCGAAGUCGCGUGGGAAUCUGGUGUUAAUUUUGUGGCCAACCGUAACAUCCAAUGGGUCGUUGAUUGCUAUACUCACGCGAUGUUUGCCUGGUGGCCAAGACUGCGGUACGCGCCAGGUUGGGACGCGAUCCUUUUAUUCAUUCCGUUGAGUGUGAUGCCGACAAGUGUACAAGAUAAUGUGUUGUCACUUUUGUACGCUGUAAGCCCGGGACCAGCUCUCAUCCCGUCAGACCUUUCAAAGAAAACAAAUUUCAUUAAAGUUUUAAGCGAGUACCUGUGCACUCUAGUCCAAAUCUUCAUCAUCCCUGUAGCUUUUUUGACAUUGUCCUGGAAUUCGACGUCAAACCAAGACUCUUCUAUUAUCACUACUAAUCAUACUCUUAUUACUGCUUGA